Podarcis lilfordi (Lilford's wall lizard) is the source of this 7363-nucleotide messenger RNA. Lineage: Eukaryota; Metazoa; Chordata; Lepidosauria; Squamata; Lacertidae. The record is from the annotation of a GenBank genome assembly.
GGCAGCUGGUGACCUUGAGUGAACAGCGCCUCAGGCAGGUAAGUGCUCACCUGAGAGAAGAGAAUGGGAGAGGAGUAGAAAGGCCCUCAAGGAGGGAGAGAACAAAUACCUGGAGCACUGAAUGAGAUUUCCUUUGAAAUUGAUGAUGGCAAAGCAGAGCAGGCAUGUAUUUAUUUAACCAUUUGCUUGGUCACCAAAGGUGACCAGGAGAUGUAUGCGGGUGAGUGGGCUGGGGGCUGAGCCCUCUGUCUCUCAUAUGGCAGCCCCUUGUGUUUUUAUACUGUCUCUGGAGGAGACCUAGUCUAAGGUUGCCAUAUUUCAAACAGUGAAAAUCAGGACACAAAAGUUGCUGAAGUGGCUUGGGGGGCGGCAGUUGUUGAAUUUUUGGGGGAGGGAAACGUUGUUGAGUUUUUGUUGAGGGGAAGUUGCUUUUUGCUUUUUGGCAAAAUUGCAAGAAAGAAAAAAGACGUGGAAAGACCCGAAACAAGCGCAGGUGUGUCUGGACCAGUUCUCCAUAUUCAGCAGAAAGCUGUUGCUUCUUCUGGUGGAGAAGCAGAACAGGCAAGUCAGCUCAAUCUGUACUGGAGCCAAGACUGAAGUCUGGAGAAGGGCAAGGGCAGCAAAGGAUCUCAGCAAAAUGCUCGCGAGUAAUUAAGACCUGUAAGUAGUUUAUCAAAAACUAUAUUUAACAAUAGGGUUAACAAGUUCUUGAAGCAAGAGGAGAGUCUCCAGUUUACUGAGCUGCAAAUAAACCAACCUUUUAAACAAAUAACAUAAAGAACAGAACUAGAGAAGUGAACAUAUGAAUCACUGUGAAUCUGAAAGCAAUACAGUGGUACCUCAGGUUAAGUACAUAAGACAACCAUAUGUCAGGAGUGCUCUGAUGGUGUUUCCUGCUUGGCAGGGGGUUGGACUCGAUGGCCCUUGUGGUCUCUUCCAACUCUAUGAUUCUAUGAAGUACUAAAUUCGUUCCGGAGGUCCGUUCUUAACCUGAAACUGAUCUUAACCUGAAGCACCACUUUAGCUAAUGUGGCCUCCUGCUGCCACUGCACCACAGGAGCACGAUUUCUGUUCUUAUCCUGAAGCAAAGUUUUUAACCCGAGGUACUAUUUCUGGGUUAGCGGAGUCUGUCACCUGAAGCAUAUGUAACCUGAAGCGUAUGUAACGCGAGGUUACCAGAGAAGGGAACAUAUUAAUCACUAUGAAUCUGAAAGCAAUACAGGCACAACUAUUGGUCCAUAGCAGCCCACGAGAUAAAACCCAAAGAGUGACAGCAGCAAAGCUCCUUUAUUAAGAUGGAUUGAAAGUAAUGAGCAAGCUUCUAAGUUCAUCAGAAUUCUUCUCUUCAGGAGGGAUAUUAACCAAAAAGAAAAGGGAAAGGGGGGUGUUGAUUGAUCUAUUACUAUUUGGACUCCUGUCCUGAGAUGGAGAGGAGAGCAGGGCCCACAUUCACCAGCCCUACUGAAAAGGCUGAUAAUAAUAAUAAUAAUAAUAAUAAUAAUAAUAAUAAUAAUAAUUUAUUUCUACCCCACCCAUCUGGCUGGGUUUCCCCAGCCACUCUGAGCGGCUUCCAACAGAAGGUUAAAAAUUUAUUAAAAUAUCCAUCAUUAAAAACUUCCCUAAACAGGGCUGCCUUCAUGAGGCCGGAUAACAUUGCUAUGAGGAGUGAAGGUGGCUCCCUGCAAUGCCCUGUCCACCUGGCCUAAGGGGUGAGGCCCACACUCACCCAGCCCCACUGAAGAGGCUCCUCAUGAGGCUGGAGGAACAUUGCCUGGUUGUGAGGCGUGAGGGCCUCUCCCUGCAAGGCCCUCACUAGCCCUACUGAAGAGGUGAAUUGUUAUUAUUAUUAUUAUUUAUAUCUACGCUGCCCAUCUGGGUGGGUUUUCCCAGCCACUCUGAGUGGCUUCCAACAGAGGGUUAAAAAUACAUUAAAACAUCAGUCAUAAAAAACUUUCCUAAACAGGGCUGCCUUCAUGACGUCAGAGGAAUAUUGCCCGGCCAUAAGUAUGAAGGCCACUCCCUGCAAGGCCCUGUCCAUCUGGCCUAGGGGGUGAGGUCCACACUCACCAGCCCCACUGAAGAGGCUCCUCAUGAGGCCGGAGAAACAUCGCCCGGCUAUUGUUUUAUUGUUUGCUCUUUCCAUCGAACCCUUAACAGCAUCAAUAAAACACAAUGUAAAGUUUUGGAGUGUUGAUAUACAAGGUUAAAGUCCACACGAUCACUUUCUUCCCACAUGAAAUUGUGCUUUUAUUGUCUAACCCAGAGGAAAUGAUGCCUGAAGUUUGGGGAGAAUUAGACUAAUGAAGCAAAAUCUGAUUUGCACCUUAGCUAGCUUCAACGUUUCCCUUUGAUAACUAAAGUAUUUGGGAACAUGUAUCUAUAAAGAAAAUAAAUUCUGUUCUUUUGCUCUGGCAGGGCAAACAGAAAAUGAAAACUAGGGGGAACCUAAAUCUCUCAUGCCUUGGAUGCAUCACCACAGUGAAGAUGUCAAUUCUUGCAAGGUUUCUUCCUUAUUAUUCCAAGUUUUACCAAUUGUGAUUGCUCCUGAGUGACAGGGUCCAAUUCAGAAGUACCCUCGAGCUGUAGACCUGCUCCUUCCAGCAGUUUAUAAAAAUUAUGCAUAGCCUAGAGAAAGCAGAUUCAGAAAGCCUUUUCUCCCUCUAAUAACUCUUGAACUUGUGGACAUUCAAUGAAGCUGAAUGUUGGAAGAUUUAGGACAGAUGAAAGAAAGUACUUCUUCACUUCAAACUAUGGAACUCUCACCCCAUUAUGAGGCAAGACUCGUAAUUGCUUCGUUUUUCAUUAAUGGUAUUCCGAGGCCAAAUAUAGCCUACGUAGCCUGCCAAUUAGGGCAAGUACAGGAGGUUGUUGACAUUUCUUCAGCAAUCUUAAUUCCAGUUUGGGAUUCAUCCAGUCCAGCCUUUCACAUGAUGAAAUCUGCAUAUAAAUUAAAUAAUACAACAUACAACAUACAAAUAAUACAAUAAAUUAAAUAAUACAAUUAAAUAAAUUAAAUAGUACAACAAUAUACAGCCUUGUUGUACCCCUUUCCCAAUUUUGAACCCAUCAGUUGUUCCAGUUCUACCUGUAGCGUCUUGUCCCACAUAGAGAUUUCUCAGGAGACAGAUAAUAUAGCAUUAAUAAAUAAUUCCACCCAAUGUGUAUAAAGUUUGCCAUUUUAGCAUCACAUGUACAACGUGUAAGCUAUUCCUGUUUCAGAUGAAUAACGUAGUGCUCUGAACAUGUUGAGAUUUAGACCACCUGUGUUGCUUAAUUUGCCUCCUGCACCUGCUGAAUUUUUGUUUAUGCUGCUGCUCUUUCAGUGCAUUCCAAAUUUUAUGGCCUAAUUUGGAAAUACAGGGAGGAAUUCCAUGUAGCACAAUGCCAAUUGUUCCACCAGAGCAAGCUUUUCAGCUUACCAGACACCCUGGCACACACCCAGCUGGGCCCUUUACCCAGAGUUUGUGUUUCCUUUUGAAAGUGAGGUACAGUGGAGACUGUGUGGUCUUUAUAUGGUUAAUUGACACAUACAUAUAUACAACCUGAGCCUAUGAUGGAGUUAAUGUUUCUCCCGUAGCCACAGCUGUGGAUCCCAGCAGAAAUCAAACAUCAUGCUCUGCCUCUGUGCCUUUCCAGCCUGCAGCUUUUCCUCUAGUUCACACCACAGUCCCCAAAACGUUAACUUUGUCUUUCUAGCUGGGGGAGGGGUCCCACCCAUUUGCUGUCUCAGACAGAGCCCCUUCCCUUUCUUUUCCUUUAAUGGCUCAUCACCCAGGUGAUUACCUCAUCAGGAAGCUGGUCUGGCUUAUAUUUUAACACUUAUUGUAUCCAGGAGUUCAGGAGUCUGGCACCCAUAAACUCAUAAACUUUAUUCUGAUUCCAGUAGAUGUGUAAAUAGAUGGGUUGAGUGAAUAAUGCCAAUCCCUGAGAGUGCAUAUUUUCCUUCCAGAAACAGAUUGCAAGGGCAAGAAGGCAGGUGUUAUGAGCAGGUCUUGAGUGUGUCGGCAGUUGGCAGACUGAUUCUCCAUGCACCCAGCCUGAUCCCCAAAGCUCCCCUUGUGUGCGUGCGCGCGCGCGCACACACACACACACACACACACACACACACACAGAGUGAGAGUGAGAGAGAGAGAAAAAACAGAAUUCAUCUCCCUUUCACUGGGCUUCUCUUUUGCAGGUUGCUUUUGGAAACAGGAUAGAGGUGGCCAGGAUCUCUCCCCCACCCACGUAGUCUGCAAGUGCCUUCCUCCUGCCCACCAAAAGUAUGGAAGGUGCCAGGAAGAUGCUCAUGACCAAGCUGCAGAAUUUGCCCACUGUGGUCCUCUUCUGCUCUAUCUUCCUUUUCCUACUUGUUGCAAAGAACAAAUGGGAGUCUCUUGAGACGCUUUUCUCACCGCACGACAUCAAGCUCAAGAGCGGCCCAGAUUCCACAGGCGAUCGUAAAAAUGCCAUGGUAUUUGAAUGGGAAUCUGCAGUGGAGAGGACAAAGGAGACCAAGCCCUCUGGUCUGAUUUCACCACCACAACCAGUGGCCAAGCGGCAUCCCUUGGAGGUUGUCUAUUCCACUGAUUAUAAGUUCCUUCUCAACGAGCCAAAGAAAUGCCGGGAGAGGAGCCCUUUCUUGAUCCUGCUGGUGAUAACUAAGCCCCAGGAUUUUGCCACGAGGCAGGCCAUCCGGCAGACGUGGGGCAACGAGAGCUCAGUGCCUGGGGUUUCCAUUCUUCGUCUCUUUCUGACGGGUGUCCACCCAAAAUUUGGAUACCCGCUCCAGGCCCUUUUGGAAGAGGAGAGUUCCAUCCACAAAGACAUUAUUCAGCAGGACUUCCUGGAUACCUACAACAACCUUACCCUGAAGACUCUGAUGGGCAUGGAGUGGAUAAGCAAGUUCUGCCCCAAUGCCACCUACAUGGUGAAGGCAGACAGUGACAUCUUUCUCAAUGUGAACUACAUGGUGUCCCAGCUGCUGCAACCUCACCUGCCACCCAAGAAGAACUACAUGACAGGGUACAUCUGUAGGAAUUCAAAGCCAAUGCGUAACAAGGCCUACAAGUGGUAUGUGCCACAGGAGGUGUACCCCAAUGAGACCUACCCGCCCUACUGCGCAGGCCCAGGGUAUGUGUUCUCUGGGGAUCUGGCCAAGAAGAUCUACCAGGUAGCAAAGACCAUCAAGGUCAUUAACAUGGAAGAUGCCUUCAUGGGAAUCUGCCUGUAUGAGCUGGGCAUCAGCGUGACAAACAGCCCUGGGGGUCUCUUCAAGACGUUCCAUGCCAAGUAUGAGAAGUGCAAGCUCUCCAAGGUGGUGGUGGUGCAUCCUCUGGUGGUCCCAGAGGAGCUGCUACAGAUUUGGCCUGGCUUUCGGGACCAGAAUCAGACUUGCAAGAGUUAAAAUGGAGGGAGGUGAACAGACACACAGCCUCUUGUGGAGAAGUUGGCACAGAGGACUGGCAACAUGCGGGCAUGUUCCUGUACAAUGGACAAAUCCAUGCCAACAAAUUGCAAUGAGGAAAGGGAAGGAUGGCUCAGAGAAGAAGGAAGAUUCUGUGCUCUCCUCCCCGUAGAAUCUCUGCAGCUGCCCAUAGCAACUUGUUUGGUCUGCUCUGAACUGACCACUGCGCUACUAAUGUGCCAAAUUGACAACCUCAAAGUUUUGAGAUCAUCACAGCCACCACCUCACCUACUGGAAGAGAGCAACCCUCAGGCCAUGCGGAUGUGGCACUACGUAGGAUUGCCAUACGUCCAGGAAUUCCCGGAAAUAUCCUCUUUUUGGGGGUCCUGCAUGCCCAUCCAGGGGGAAUUUUACAUUUUAAAGCAAUUGUUUGGGAUUUUGGGUUUUUAAAUAUAUAUACAUUUUUUGUGUGCAAUAGCUGGGCGUUGUCCCUCCAGCUUCAUGAGGAGCCUCUUCAGUAGGGCUGGUGAGUGUGCACCUUGCUCCCUAGGUCAGGUGGACAGGGCCUUGCAGGGAGUGGCCGUCACACUCACAGUCGGGCAAUGUAUAUUUAUAUAUAUGAAAAAGCAACAGAAGUUGACAAAUAAGUCUUUUGCACAAUGCCAACAACCCAAAGAGGCAUGUGCUAUGUGGAGUAUGGCUUCCUACUGUGAAGGAAACUUCUACUGAUCUGCUUUAAAUUACUCCCCAAAUCAACACAGACUGUGGAAACUUCACACUGGACUUCAAGCAUCUGGCAUUGUGUGCCUCCCCUUUAUUCCUCCAGACUCUGGGUCCUGGGUUUCCAAAUGAGAUGCAAAAGGUGCUCUCAUCAGAAAAGAGAUCUGGGGAGCCAUGUCAUCAGCUGGUUUUGGUCCCCUGUGCUUCAUUAAGUCCAGGGUCCACACAGCCGUCUACCAGGAGAUUUUGGAGCACUUCAUGCUUCCUUCCGCAGACGAGAUUUAUGGGGAUGCAGACUUCAUUUUCCAGCAGGACUUUGGCACCUGCCCACACUGCCAAAACUACCAAAACCUGGUUCAAUGUCCAUGGGAUUACUGUGCUUGAUUGGCCAGCAAACUUGCCUGACCUGAACCCCAUAGAGAAUCUAUGGUGCAUUGCCAAGAGACAGAUGAGAGACAUGAGACUGAGCAAUGCAGAAGAGCUGAAGGCUGCUAUUGAAGCAUCCUGGUCUUCCAUAACACCUCAGCAGUGCCACAGGCUGAUAGCAUCCAUGCCACGCCGCAUUGAGGCAGUAAUUGAUGCAAAAGGGGCCCAAACCAAGCACUGAGUACAUAUGCAUGCUUCUACUUCUCAGAGGUCCAGUAUUGGUCUAUUUGCAAUCCUUGUUUUGUUGAUUUCAUUUAAUAUUCUAAUUUUCUGAGAUUGUUAAUUUGGGGUUUUCAUCAGCUGUAUGCCAUGAUCAUCACAAUUAUAACAAAUAAAGGCUUGACAUACCUCACUUUGCAUGUUAUGAGUCUAUCUCAAAUAUUCAUUUCACCUUUUAAAUUGUAUUACUGAAAUAUUCUAAUUUUCCGAGUUUCACCUGCAGUAUAGGGAUGUUUUUAAAUGUUUGUUUUAUUAUGUAUGGAAGCUGCCCAGAGUGGCUGGGUCAACCCAGUCAGAUGGGCAGGGUAUAAAUAAUAAAAUGAUUAUUAUGGAAUAGGACGUCACAUCUCUCUUUUCAACAGAGAAAUGUUGGAGGGUGUGCUAGUGAGAAAGCAGAUUUGAUCCUGGAAUUGUGUCUUGAUGUGGCUGCAGAGAUUGUUUCGGGACUGGAGUGCGAGUUUAGAGCUUCUGACCCACAACCAGAGGGGAGGCCAAAGCAAAACAGAUGAGGUCCAGGAAGAUUAAUUUACUUGGACCGAGAAAUUUGUGAUGAUACCAAGACAAGGAACUCUGUGGAGGCCCCAAGACCAUGCAAGCAGCUGCCCACUGGGG